This is a messenger RNA of Hemicordylus capensis (graceful crag lizard), 5167 nucleotides long. RefSeq names its product fibrinogen like 2 (gene FGL2). Bases 81 to 1394 code for a protein of 437 amino acids. Lineage: Eukaryota; Metazoa; Chordata; Lepidosauria; Squamata; Cordylidae. The record is from RefSeq and is a predicted model, not a curated record. The transcript has 2 exons.
UCACAGGCUGCAGCUAGCUGCCCUUUAUAAAAGUCGCUGGAACUUUGCAUACUUCCUCACAGGGCUGACAGCUCGGAAAAAUGAAGUUCGUUUACUUGACUUUGCUCACGGCGGCUGUGCUGCUGGUCACAGAUGGCUCUGCAGUGACAGAUGACAGCACCGAGAGCAUCAGAGAAGAAAAAGUUAUUGAUGCUUGCCCUGUAAAACUCAAAAGCAGCGGAAAAUGUGAUGAAGGAGAAGAAUGCCCAUACCAGAUAAACCUGCCUCCAAUGACUAUCCAGCUACCCAAGCAGUUUCGAUUGAUUGAGAAGACCCUCAAAGAAGUCCAGAACCUUAAGGAAGUUGUAAACAAGAUGAAGAAGUCCUGCCAAGACUGCAGGCUGCAGGCAGAUGACAAUCAAGAAAAAGACAGCAAUGAAUUCCUACCACUUGGCACAGACAUUCCAACAGACAAUAGCAAAAUACAAGAUAACAGAGUAAAAGAACUGCAGAGCAAGGUUUCUAGGCUGUCAGCCAGUCUGAAGAAUGCAAAGAACCAGAUCCAUUCUUUACAGGAGCAAAUGAGUCUCAUAAGCAUGAACAACGUGGAAAGCUAUGUGGACAACAAAGUAGCCAACCUGACAUUUUUUGUGAACAGUCUGGAUGACAAGUGCUUUUCAAAAUGCCCAGUCACACAACCAGUAACAGUUAUGCAGCUUCUACAUGGAGAUUGUGCUGACUAUUUUGCAAUAGGUAAGAGACACAAUGGCAUCUACAGACUCACUCCUGACCCAAGAAAUGCUAGCUUUGACGCUUACUGUGACAUGGAAUCUAUGGGAGGUGGUUGGACAGUGUUCCAGAUGCGUCAGGAUGGCAGUACUAACUUCAACAGAACGUGGAAUGAUUAUAAGAAUGGGUUUGGAAACCUCAGCAGAGACUUCUGGCUGGGGAAUGACAAAAUUCACCUUCUGACCAAAAGCAAAGAUAUGCAACUAAGAAUUGAACUUGAGGAUUUAAAUGGCGUCAGAGAAUAUGCAAAAUAUGAACAGUUCUACGUGGCCAAUGAAUUUCUCAAAUACCGGUUGAGUAUUGGUAGCUACAGCGGCACAGCUGGGGAUGCUCUGCACUUCAACAAAUUUUAUAAUCAUGAUCAAAAGUUCUUCACCACUCCAGACAGAGACAAUGACAGAUAUUCCAGAGGAAACUGUGGAGCAUAUUACAGCUCUGGGUGGUGGUUUGAUGCGUGUUUGGCUGCUAACCUAAACGGCAAAUAUUAUGACAAGAAAUACAAAGGUGUUCGCAAUGGGAUUUUCUGGGGCACUUGGCCUGGGAUCUCUGAAAAUAUUCCAAAUGGUUACAGACAGCCUUUCAAAAAGGUCAGAAUGAUGAUGAGACCCAAGGUCUUUAUGCCAUGAAUUAAUUUUUUUAAUUAUACAUUUAUAUGGGAUUAUAGUUUUAAAAAAUACCCCAGUAUUGGCACUUUUUUCAGCAUUUGUGCACAAUAUUUUAUUAAAAUAAUUCUAUUUGUUUCUGUUAAAUUCUGAAUAUACAGACAAGAAUUUGCAUCCUUAUAGCAAAUAAUGUUUCAGCCUGAACCAUGACCACCACCUAGGAUUUAAGCUUUCAGUACUUUGCCAUAUUGACUUAAGCUUACUUUGUCAUAUUAACUUCAAAGUCAUUCCAUCAAUACAGUGUCAUUAUCAGUAACUGCUCCCAUCUACAUGCUACAACCAGGUUUGUUCAGCCAAAGAGCAAACAGACAGCUUCAGUGUCCUUCAUUUAUACUGCUCCCUCACUGGAGUCCAGAAAUAUCUUCAGGAAAUUGACAACCUGCUUUAAAGGCGAUGGGCAAAACUAACUUCAUUCCAAGUAUAACUAGUUAUCCUACUAAUUCCAAGUAGGAUAACUAGUUGCCUAUUACUGAUUUUUUUUUAAAAAAAGAAGCAGCAGCAGCUGUAUGUUGUAGAUGAGGAAUCAUUCCUUGCCACUGCCAGUUUUUAUUUUUAACUGUGUCAGAACAAAAACUCCAAUUUGUAAUCAAACGUCUGUCAAAUGCUAUUAAGAUAGCAUUUCUAAUGAACUUACUAAUUUAAUAGAGGAAAGGGAAUUGAUUAACAUAAUGGCUGACAUCCAGACGAACAAAAGUGUGGGUGCUAUGAGAGAAGUGCUGAAGGUGCUGUUGAAUCUGACUAACACAGCACAGGGAUUUCUUUGGCCUCCCCUUCCUCCUGAAUUUUUGGCUGGCAUGGAGCUUUGUUAAUCUGGAUUGCAGCAACUAUGCUGCAACACACCUUACAUAAAAUUGUGAUGAACUGAUGAUGCCCCCGCAUUACCAUUGCAUGGAAGGCACCAACCAACAUGCAGGGAUGACACAAAUGCCUUGGUGUCACCUACCCAGUCAACAAAUCAAUGCACAAGGAGAGCUGUCAGGAAGAAUCCACAUUGUCUCCUUGCUAGGUGCCUUCAUGGCCCAAUGGAGAGGUAGCAGCAACUGAUAUUUAACAGCCAUCAGCCAUUUCAGGAAGGGUGGUAUAUAAAUUGAAUAAAACUAACUAACUAACUAACUAACUAACUAACUUAGGUCCCUCCUUUUGGAAUGCUAUGGGAAAAGAUGACAUAUGCCAUACCCUCUCCACCAAACAGAAUUCAGGUAUAUUCCUGGACUUUUUAGAAACCUAUUGUCUGUAAUUCUAAACUAAGUGGAGUUUGGCUUCUUCAGUAGGAAUGUUGAAAUAUGAAAGCCAAUAUAUGUAUAUGUGCAGAUAUAUGUUCGUGUUCUUUUAUUUCUUUCAGAGUUGCCAUCAAUAGAAUGACCUUAUAGGAAAGGUAUAUGUAUAAUAUAUUGCAGGAACGAUUUUAUAGGACAGGGAUUAGUAUAAUGCUUCAUUUUUGUAAACAGUUAUUUCCAUUUUUGUUGUACAACUUUUUUGUUAAGACAAUUGUCCAACAACUUGUAGAGUGAAUGUUAGAAAAGAAGACAUGAUUACACAUAGAUAAUUUAAGAUUAAGAUUUAAAGCACAACAGUUUCUUCAAAUGUAUGCAAUUAAGAUUUUCAUUGCAUAUUGCUGUCAAUGACCAAAAGGUAAAUUGAUAAAUAUGAAUAUAGGUAUUAGUAAAGGGUUUUUAAUAGAUGGAAUUAUGCUUUAAUGUGCUGUACAUGCUUUAUUUUUCUUCAUUUUAAACAUUUUUAAGUGGAAAGGAAUACAAAUUUCAAUGUUGAAAGCGUGUAAAAUCUUUGUUUCAAAUUGUGUUCUGAUGACACACAGCAGUACUAAAGAUCACAUGCUGUCUAGAAGAGACAAUCUUUAAGUUAUGAUAUAUAACUGAAUGAUAACAUUCAGCUGAUGUACAUUAAAAGACUUCCUCUAAAUCUUGCUGAAGUUAAUGGAAGAUAAGUAGCAACCAUAAUUUGGAAUAUGGAUUUCACCUGAAAGUCCUAAAAGAUUUGGAACCAAGGUAUCUAAAAAGGACUUAUUCCUGUAUGAAGCUGCCCAUGCAUUAAGAUCUUCAGUUGAGAUCUAUACUCGAUAUCUAUAAUCUAUAGAGUAUACACCCUAUAAUCUGGAAGCCCCCUCCCCUUCCAGAGGUGAGAUGGGUAGCUUCCAAGGAAGGGGGUUUUGUAUGAGAGCACCCAGACUACAGAACAUCCUCCCUAGGUAUAUUCAUUAGGAACCUCUAUUACUAUCAUUUAAACACCAAUUUAAUAUUUUUUAUUUGCCCAAGUUUUUGGUAGCAACUAAUUUCUGAAGGUUUUUAUUCAUAAUUUAUUUGCUGUUUUAUUGGCUGCUAUUUCUGUACAGGUGACCCUUGUCACCCGCAGUUUUGCAUAUCCGUAGCUUGGCAAUGGAGACCCAACUUUGGUUUAUACACUUUUAAAAAAAAUACUUAAAAUGCAUGUAUCUGUAGUUUCAGGGUGGCCAGAAAUUACUUCUUGAGGUCAUUUCUGGCUACCAUUUUGCUAAACGGAGCCAUUUUGUGGCUCUUUUGUUUCUUGUUUUUAAAUCCCAUGAUUUUUUUUUGUGGAAAAUCAGCCGAAUUGGGGGUUUGGGGGGCACUGCUGGACAGCUGGAGACUUGCAGAGCAUGGCACGGUACAUUAUUUCUCCAGUUUCUGCCUUUGCAUUGUGUUUUUGUGUGUGCUGCCCUCCAGGAACCUAACCUCCCAAUUGCCAUUGGCUUAAGGUCUUGUUAGCCGCGGUUCCAUUAUCUGCAGAAACUGGCAGGAAUGGAGCUCCCGCAGAUAAUGAGGGCCACCUGUGCUGCUUUUGUGUUCUUUAUAAUGCAUUGUCUAACUAUCUGUGCAGCACUUUAGAGGCCAAUAUUAGUGGAGAGCUGAUAUAUAAAUGUUUUAAAUAAAAUAAAAUACACUAAAAAGAAUGGUCUUUGAGUCUUAUGUUCAAGAAUCUUCCAAAAAUAUAGAUAAAGAUAUUGAAAUUAAGAACCAAAGCAAUCACCUUAAGAAAGUAAAUAUCAGUUCAGUUCAAAGUAAAUAUUCAGUAUCCAUGACCUAGCCGUGUAAUAGGUAUCAGUCUGUAUAAUUACACAUACCUAUCCCAGAUUAAUCAAAAACCAAAAAAAGGUCUAAAAUCACAUAGUAAAAAAUAGUACAGAAACAAUGAAAAGAAGAUUAGUUGCUAAGGUGGUUUCUUAUAAAUGAAAUGUUGUUACUCUCAGCCCAUUUUACUUUUCCAAAUGCACAUCUCCAAAACAGAAAACAAGUUCAAAACUGGUUUAAGUGGCAUGGUUUCUUCCAAAAAAAUAAAAAUAAGAAUGCAGAAACUAUAGCUUUGUGAGGGUUCACAUAAUGUUCUAUUAGAGAGACCUAGCUGCCUCACAGAAUUCCCAGUUCCCUGGCUGGAAUCCAUGACAAUUAAACAGGCUUGAGUGAGUAUGGCUAAGUGAAGCUCUUUUCAUACUAGGUAGCAUCCUUUUGUUUCCAUGUCAAAAACGAUCAUCAUUUUGUGCACCCUCCUGUAAAAUAUGUUUUUAUGGCCUAGCUGACACAUCUAAUGGUCUGCCUAGUUGACAGAUCUUUCAGUAUUGUUCCUAUCUAAUUGUUUUUAAUGUAUGAUUAGUUAGUCUGUAAGUAAUACACAAGCUCUUAUCUCCUGGAGUUAUUUUCCUUCUGUCUUUUUGGGUGUAAAUUGUCAUUAUUACUGUCUACAAAAUAAAAGUAAGAAGGUUUAAA